Cherax quadricarinatus is the source of this 3032-nucleotide messenger RNA. RefSeq lists its product as uncharacterized. The record is from RefSeq and is a predicted model, not a curated record. Lineage: Eukaryota; Metazoa; Arthropoda; Malacostraca; Decapoda; Parastacidae.
CCCUCCCUCCUGAGGAAGACCCGAGGAGGGGUCCAAGACGGUGUCCCACAUAUUCCAUCUCAGUCAGACUUGUACCGUUAGUGUGACGCUACCAUCAUAGACAACCUUGCUCUCGCAAGAACUUGAGCCAUUAAGUAAAGAUCUGUCAAGUGGGAAGUGUGUUUAAGGACAAAAGAACCUAUGGUUGAAAGUGGAGCAAGCUCAGAUUUAACACAUUACGUACCACAAGUGACCCGCAGUUGAUAUUAUAGUGAUAUAUAGUAGGGGUCUGGACACCAUGUGGACAAGAAAAAAUUUAGGGCUCGUCACUAUAUACCUUCUCACCACUUGUACGACACCAGGAGGCGCCGGGAUCCUGAGUUCCAUAUCGCCUGCUUUAGAGAGAGCCGCCACCUAUGGCUACUACAUUCUAGGCUAUGCUCCCUCCUACUACUACCAGCAGCCAGAGCACCACCACUACGAGGAAGAGAUCGACAUACCCCAUGUGAAAAAAACCUUCUGGAGCGGACACAUCCCCGUGCAGGACUUCAUAUCUCCUAUUCUGCAGCAGGUUGGAAAAGGCAGCGGCGGCUACGGUCAUGACCCCCAGAGGAUCGUCAAAGGCUAUGAGAACCGUCUUGGACUGCGGGUGGCCGUGCCGUACCUGGGAGACUUCCAGGUGACCCGGGAGGUGGGUCCUGGCAGGUUCCUCGACAAGCUGGGACCCGGAAAGUACGUCUACCCAGGGCUAAAGGAUGGAGGUUAUAAAGGCUUCGGGACGGCAAGUUACGACAACUAUGUAGAGGACAACCAUGUCAAAGAAACCGUUAUCCCUGACAACACUGCCAUGUACCAGAGCAUGAAGAACUACCCAUGGUACAGGAAGUAACCACUUUAGAACUACCCAUGGUACAGCAAGUAACCACUGAAGAACUACCCAUGGUACAGCAAGUGACCACUGAAGAACUACCCAUGGUACAGCAAGUAACCACUGAAGAACUACCCAUGGUACAGCAAGUAACCACUGAAAAACUACCCAUGGUACAGCAAGUUACCACUGAAGAACUACCCAUGGUACAGCAAAUAACCACUGCCCUCUGCUCACACGUCACUAUCCAGUCUAUUCUAUUUCUAUAUUCUUAGAUAUUAUUUAUUACGUAGCUAUUACUAGAUAUAACUGGAAGUGUCCUCACGUGUGUAUCUAUAACAUUGUUAGACUUGUUUGAUGUUUAUGAUAAACAUUUAUUCAUCCUUUUUUUUAAUUAACAUAGUUUUAGCUUCAUACCUCCCUGGUCACGACAGCCUUAUUAUUACAAUCAAAACUAAGCGCUAAACCCACAAGGGUCAUACAACCGCGACAGCUUAACCUCAUACAACCCCAACUCGACGUAGUCGAAAUUAACCCGAUUAAAAAUAUAUUUGAGGAAUAGGAGGAAAUCAAGUGUGAUCCGAGGAAGGGGGAGGCUAGCUCAAUUCUUUGGAGUAAGAACACUUCACUAUCGUCAAGGUAUUCAGCUGUACUAAAAAAAAACACAAUGGUUGCUGCUGUAUUUUUUAUUAUCACCCGGGUAGGCUACGGACUCACACGGCUUUGUUUAAAAUCUUUCAGUACAGGCGUAGAGCUCUAGCCCGUACGGGUCAUACAGCUCCUGGGAAACUAGAUAAUCAAGUUUGAUCCAAGGAACUGGAUCUACCCUUCCUAGGAUCAAGAGUUUUUCAACAUCAAGGUACCCUCCUUGACAUUAUUCAUGGGUAAGCACUAAACCUGUAGGAGGUCAUAUAACGCCUGGGAAAAUAGGAGGCAUUCAGGUUUGAUCCAAGAAAGGGGAGGACAGAUCCAAUUCCUUGGAUUGAGCCCCUCACCGAUAUCAAGGACCCUCCCUCGAGGAGACACCCUCCUUGACUAAGUCUGCUGGAUCAAUGCAGCUUAGUAAAUAUUCUACACUAAACUAUUACAUUCGAAUUUUUUCAUAUUUCAUGCAUUCAAUGGCCGUCUGUACUAUUCUGUACACCGUACAGGGUGCCAUAUAAGAAUUCGUUUUUUUAUAUAUUUGGCUGCACUCAUGUGGCAACAAAUGUUUUAAUAUUCUGGGUGCAGUAGUGAGUUGACCAGCUUACAGUUUAACGUGUGUUGAACAUUAUGGAGGACACUUGGAACACUUGCUGUAGUAACUUACAUAAUUCUUUACAAAGUGAUCAUAUUAUUCUGGUUUAAACAACUUACGCCGCGCCCUGUACAAGACACUCACGGCAGUGCAACUCACUCACUUUGGAAAAGUGCCACAUUUUCUAUUACAAAUGAAUUAUAAGUAUUUCCAGUACAGCACAUAUGUACCCUAAAACAUUAUUUGCAGUGUUUCUUGUCUGCAACAAAUAAGAGGCAGUGAGUGUUCAUUCGACAUCACUCUAAACUAUCUCCUAACAAACUAUGAGAGUCUACUUGAGUAUCCAAAUUUCUUUUAGCCAUCUAUCCAUCAAAACUAGUUCUCUAUCAUCUAUUUUGAUAUGGUUAUAAUCUUGAGACAUUUUAAAGAAUUGGGAACUACUGUAGUAACAUAAAUCAAGCUACGGCAGUGCUGAUAGCUACAUUAGUCAUUUUGUACGCCGUUGACCUGGGUAUUUUGACCAGAGUGCCACCGAAGUUAGUCCACUCCUCGCACCUCCUAUGUGCUCAGCAAUCUACAUCUUUAUAUUUACUUAUGAUCUUCCGUAAAACAUUUAUAAACUGAGGUGAUUAAUGGUUGUUUAAUGGUCAGGAAAUGACAAUGUCUCCUGACACAGGUCUAAACUAUAUGAUGGCACGUUCAGUGGUUAAGUAUCCACUAGCGUACCCCAGCUCUAACACACCAUGCAAUAAACAAAGCACUACCACACAGUGGUGUACCCUAAGAUGUUUCUAUACUAAGGUGGUUGGUUAGUUGGGCAAUCGGGCUUAAAGCCUAUCGACUACAAGAUGGUCAUUAAUUAAAGCUGUAUAUCACCUGUUCACCACCAGUCAAGAAUAUUUUAAUUACUAAAGCAAGGGUUAAAGUAAACUCAGCUAAUAUAUAUAC